AAUGCAUGUGAUAAUGUUAGUGUUCGCGUGACGGUUUGAGGUAUCAUUUUCUUUAUAUUAGUGCAUAUUUCGACACGUUUUUCUCUUAACAAUCUACUCCAAACGAUAAGAGGGGCAGCAAUGGCAGCACAGCCCCUGAUCAAAUCAAAACAGGGAGAGGAGAUCAUCAACGGUAUAUCAACUCAAGUGGUGUGCACAGAAUUCAGCAACUAUAUAUUUGUAGUCCUCACACAGUAUGGGAAGAUAGGAACAUUGAUUUCUGUCACACCCGACUCCAGAGCCACUGACAUCAGCACUCCGAUGUUCACCACCAAAGUACUUCUGGGAAAAGAUGAGGCCAUGACCCAUGUGUGUGCCAAACACCUUGUGACAUUUGUCUCACAAGAGGCAGGCAACAGGCCUGUUCUGCUUGGACUGGCACUGAAAGACAGCAGCAUCGAUGGGAUAAAAGCCAUGAAGGACAUGAUCAAAAGCUGCCAGGUGUGGUGACAGGACAUAGCGAUGGACAUCGCACAGAAUGCUGACCAGAGGAUAACAUUAGCGAAAGGGGUGAAACUGCCUGACUGGCUUGAUGCCAGUGUGAGAGCUGCAAACAAUUUUUGUUAAACGUUGAGUGUCAAAGGUUAAAAUAUUGCAUUUCUGUCUUCCGAGGCAAACGUAUAGCAGCAAAAACAUUUUCAGGAGUUUUGCUUUCUGGGACGAAAAUCUAAAGCGAGAUUAAGAAUGACAGUGUACAGGUUAUGAUUAAAAAAGUUUUCUAAGUGACAUGUUUUCAGGGAGGAAAUUAGUCUUCUAAACAGGGUUACUGUAGUCCGUGGUAUUUUGAUGUAGAUCUGGCAGCUGACGUUCUUUGGCCAUUUUUUCCCAAAUGUUGUGAACAAAUGUGAACAUGUACAGUAGAGCUCUGUGUUUUUUUUUAAGGGGGGGUCAUUGUUCACAGAAUGUAAGUCAUUACUACACUGUAAUGCAGAAUUUACAUGAAUGGUAACAGUAGUGUCCCCUUCCCAAUAAUCUGAUGAAACCUAUGGUAUUGCCCUGACACAGGUUUCUUUGAA
Megalops cyprinoides (Indo-Pacific tarpon) is the source of this 1055-nucleotide messenger RNA. It is a transcript of the gene psmg3, whose product is annotated as proteasome (prosome, macropain) assembly chaperone 3. The transcript is spliced from 3 exons. The record is from RefSeq and is a predicted model, not a curated record. Gene Ontology annotation, biological process: proteasome assembly. Lineage: Eukaryota; Metazoa; Chordata; Actinopteri; Elopiformes; Megalopidae. Bases 121 to 489 code for a protein of 122 amino acids.